This is a messenger RNA of Carya illinoinensis, 1385 nucleotides long. RefSeq names its product early nodulin-75-like. Lineage: Eukaryota; Viridiplantae; Streptophyta; Magnoliopsida; Fagales; Juglandaceae. The record is from RefSeq and is a predicted model, not a curated record. The transcript is spliced from 2 exons. Bases 35 to 1132 code for a protein of 365 amino acids.
UUGUUGUUUUGAACCAUCGAGACACCGAAUUAAGAUGACUACCAAAUACUGCCUAGUGUUGCUCUUUGGAGUGGUGCUUCUCAGCACUGCCUCAGUUCUCGCUGAUCAACAUGAUCCUCCCAAACACAAGAACAAACCUCCCAAGGGAGAGAAACCACCACCAAAACACAAGCCACCAACCCUUCUUGAUAAUGAGGAUACAAAGCCAUUCCCAGAGCACAAGCCACCAACCCAUGGUGAAGAACCUCCCAAGGGUAAGGGAAAGGGAGAGAAGCCACCUCCAGAGCACAAGCCACCUCGCGAUCAUCACCCUGGACGACGUCUACUCGACAAGGAAGAGAAGCCAUUCCCAGAGCACAAACCACCAACCCAUGGUGAAGAACCACCCAAGGGGAAGGGAAAGGGAGUGAAGCCACCUCCAGAGCACAAGCCACCUCACGAUCAUCACCCUGGACGACAUCUACUCGACAAGGAAGAGAAGCCAUUCCCAGAGCACAAACCACCAACCCAUGGUGAAGAACCUCCCAAGGGUAAGGGAAAGGGAGAGAAGCCACCUCCAGAGCACAAGCCACCUCACGAUCAUCACCCUGGACGACAUCUACUUGACAAGGAAGAGAAGCCCUUCCCAGAGCACAAACCACCAACCCAUGGUGAAGAACCUCCCAAGGGUAAGGGAAAGGGAGAGAAGCCACCUCCAGAGCACAAGCCACCUCACGAUCAUCACCCUGGACGACAUCUACUUGACAAGGAAGAGAAGCCAUUCCCAGAGCACAAACCACCAACCCAUGGUGAAGAACCUCCCAGGGGUAAGGGAAAGGGAGAGAAGCCACCUCCAGAGCACAAGCCACCUCACGAUCAUCACCCUGGACGACAUCUACUUGACAAGGAAGAGAAGCCAUUCCCAGAGCACAAACCACCAACCCAUGGUGAAGAACCUCCCAAGGGUAAGGGAAAGGGAGAGAAGCCACCUCCAGAGCACAAGCCACCUCACGAUCAUCACCCUGGAGACCAUCUGGUGGAGGACGCAAAAGACUCCCAGAAGUCAACCGAAAAGUUGAAGCCUCCAACCGUUGGAAAGAAGCCGCCGACUCACUCUCACAAGCCACCCCACAAACCUCCAUCUGCAAACUGAUCCCAUGCAUGUGUACAUGCAUAUAAAUAAGAGCUUCAACUUAUGUUAUCUUUCUGGUCGGGCACUGUUCUAUCCAUGAAAGUUGAAAAUAGUAUAGCUACAACUAGUAGUGUUCUACGUAACUAUGUUCAUGCUGUUUACUCGAUCGUCUGGUUUUUGUACUUUGCCUUGUAGUUUAAUUAUGAGCACUGACAUGCAGUUCUGUGCUCCCCUUUGUAAUGAAUUAUCGCUGCUCGCCCGCUACUACUAUCAA